AUGAUACGAUUCGGCUGCUCGCAGCUUGUCAUCGAACGUCUAGAUCCUUUAGUGAAUCCCGGCUCUACUCCGUCGCCUCACGUUCACCAGAUCGUAGGAGGCAACUCCUUUAAUUCAAGCAUGGACCCGACGACGCACGAUCUCGUCGCAGGGUCUACCUGUACUACUUGUACCUAUUCCGAAGACUUUUCCAACUACUGGACGGCGGUCUUAUAUUUCCGCGCUCGCAACGGAACGUACAGACGCGUGCCCCAGUUUCCGAACGUGGGACUUCGUGCUGAUGGGGGAAUCACGGUCUAUUACAUUCCGCCGUACGAUGGCAAGACCAAGGUGACAGCUUUCAAGCCAGGCUUCCGCAUGCUCGUUGGAGAUGCUGCGCUUCGCAAGGCCGACGGUAUGCAGCGACAGCUCUGCCACCGUUGCUACACGACCGAGUCGGACGCCGGUGUUCCAGGUUCGGACCAGAACGGCGCUCCCUGCACCGGGUCAGAUACCCAAAGCCUCCCCCCGAAGCCGUGCAAAGGCGGUAUUCGUACUACCAUCACAUUCCCAACCUGCUGGGAUGGUAAGAACGUGGACAGUCCGGAUCAUAAGAGUCACGUCGCGUACCCUCAAUCUGGAUCCUUCGAAUCGGUGGGCGCUUGCCCAACAAGUCACCCCGUCCGGUUACCUCAACUCAUGUAUGAAGUCAUGUGGGAUACCAAGGCUUUCAAUGACCCAGAACUAUGGCCAGAAGAUGGCUCCCAACCAUUCUCCUGGUCUACAAACGAUGAGACUGGGUUUUCACAGCACGGUGACUACCUCUUUGGGUGGGAGGGAGACGCACUUCAGCGUGCUCUAGAUGCCCGUUGCAACAACGCCGUCUGUAAGGAGCUCAAGGUUCAGUCAUCUGAAGAUGCGAUGAGAUGUACCAAGGCGCAAACCGCAGUAGAGAACGUCGAUGGAUGGCUAGAGAGUAUUCCGGGCAACUAG
Annulohypoxylon maeteangense is the source of this 972-nucleotide messenger RNA. RefSeq lists its product as uncharacterized. Bases 1 to 972 code for a protein of 323 amino acids. The transcript has 5 exons. Lineage: Eukaryota; Fungi; Ascomycota; Sordariomycetes; Xylariales; Hypoxylaceae. The record is from RefSeq and is a predicted model, not a curated record.